UGCAUUUUCCCCAGGAAAAAAACUGAAAACCCAUAAUGCAACUGACACUGAUAAACUUCUUUAAGAAAACUGUGCCGGGCCACAUAUUCCGCGGGAAGCGCCGUCUGGUAAAGCCGGUUAGCAAGCAAGCCAUGGACACGCUCACCCGGGAAUACGAGCGACAGGAACACAUUAUGUUCCUGCUGCGGCAUCCCUACCUGACACUGGAGCAAUCAUCUGGGCAUGCCAAGGAACUGCAGAAACGCGAUAAGCUGGUUGCCAAGUGGACAGAUGACCAGACGAUGCGCAAAAUGAAGCCGCAUGUGACCAUCGAAGAGCGUCUGAACCACCUGAAGGUCAAAGAGACCUGGGACUAGCUUAAAAUCGACUUGUUUCAACCUCAAGAUGCAUUAAAUUAAUUAUAAAGUAAAUAUAGAUUAUGUGUAUGUGCAAA
Messenger RNA from Drosophila persimilis, 433 nucleotides. Its product is annotated as ribosomal protein 63, mitochondrial. The record is from RefSeq and is a predicted model, not a curated record. Gene Ontology annotation, molecular function: structural constituent of ribosome. Gene Ontology annotation, cellular component: mitochondrial ribosome. Lineage: Eukaryota; Metazoa; Arthropoda; Insecta; Diptera; Drosophilidae. The transcript is spliced from 2 exons. Gene Ontology annotation, biological process: mitochondrial translation. Bases 36 to 356 code for a protein of 106 amino acids.